AUGAAAAAGAAACACAAGAAAGACAAAAAGGAAAAACAUAGCGAUAAGAAGACCAAGAAAAAGGACAAAAAGAACAAAGAAAAUGGAUAUUCGAAAGACGAUUUGUAUCUGUUUGAGCUGAGCGAUGUUCACAGUGCAUCUACUCCAAAUAUCAAACACCUAACGGAAGAGAGUGUUCCUCUUCGUCCAUCCCACCGCUCGAAAAGCCUCGACGAGCUGCGGGAAGAGGCACAAGAAAUCACAGAUAUAAUGAUGGAAAACGUUGUUAAAAUCAGAGACAGGGAAGGGAAACUCGACGAUCUGUGUGAGAAAGCGGAAAGCCUUAACGCCUCGACUGAGAUGUUCCAGAGGACCUCCGUGUUGAUACGAAGAAAACAAUGGUGGAAAAAUAAGAAAAUGACAUUAUUGUUAAUUGUUGUAGGAGCCUGUUUUUUAGUUCUGUUCACUGUGAUUAUAACACUAAGUGCUUCAGGAAGUAUUUAA
This is a messenger RNA of Ylistrum balloti, 483 nucleotides long. RefSeq names its product vesicle-associated membrane protein 3-like. Gene Ontology annotation, biological process: vesicle fusion; vesicle-mediated transport. Lineage: Eukaryota; Metazoa; Mollusca; Bivalvia; Pectinida; Pectinidae. The transcript is spliced from 2 exons. Bases 1 to 483 code for a protein of 160 amino acids. Gene Ontology annotation, cellular component: plasma membrane; SNARE complex. The record is from RefSeq and is a predicted model, not a curated record. Gene Ontology annotation, molecular function: SNAP receptor activity; syntaxin binding.